Molecule: messenger RNA, 1444 nt
Organism: Eufriesea mexicana
Lineage: Eukaryota; Metazoa; Arthropoda; Insecta; Hymenoptera; Apidae
Gene: Nagk
Product: N-acetylglucosamine kinase
Exons: 8
Coding region: 310-1431 (373 amino acids)
Molecular function (GO): N-acetylglucosamine kinase activity
Source: RefSeq, a predicted model, not a curated record
UUUUCUUUUUAUUUUAUUAAGCAUUGCCGAACUCAAUAUUUUAUAGCAAUCGAUUUAGAAGUUUAAUAAUCGAAACAGUACGAGAACAAAGGCUGCGUAUUUACACAAACAGUAGUCACGUAGCAGCCAUAGGCGUCGCAUGUAUAUGCAAAAUUCAAUACACUGUUUUAAUUAAUAUCUUGGAAACUAUUAACGCAGCCAGCAUUGAAAUUUGGGAAGAGAAAGGGGAAGAGGAAGGCGAAGAAGAAGCCCAUCGAUGAACUUCAGCUUCGUAGAGAAUUAAGAAAACAAAGACGAAGAACAGACUUAAUGGACACAGAAAUGACUCAAGAGUUACCAGAACAUCCUGAAGAAAUCAGGAUCGGAGGUAUCGAGGGUGGCGCGACGCAUUCCACGUUUAUCAUCAUGGAUGGAAAAGGAAAGGUAUUAACGCAAGUGAAUGGACCGAGCACCAAUCACUGGUUGUUGGGAAUGGAUGAAACAGCUGCCAGAAUCAACGCGAUGGUGAAUAAGGGGAAACAGGCUAUAAAAAUGUCUGAAUUAGUUCCUUUAGAUUGCUUGUGUCUCAGCCUGAGUGGAUGCGAAGAAGAAAAAACUAAUCAGCAGUUAGUGGAAACAAUACAACAAAAAUACCCAAACAUUGCUAAAGUUUGUGAUAUCCAGUCAGAUACCAUGGGUAGUCUCAGGACUGCUUUACCAAAUGGAGGAAUAGUUUUAAUUGCUGGCACCGGGAAUAAUGCUUUGUUGGUCAAUUCGGAUGGGAAGACUAUAACGUGCGGUGGGUGGGGACACUUCAUGGGGGACGAAGGCAGUGCCUUUUGGAUAGCUCAUAGAGCUUGUAAGUAUGUACUUGACGAUAUCGAUGAUUUCAUACAGGCGCCUAAACCUGUAAAUUAUGUAUGGGCAGCUAUGAGACAUUAUUUUAACGUAACAAAUACAAAUGAGUUAUUGCCGCAUUUUUAUAAAGACUUUAACAAAAUCACUUUUGCUAAAUUUACCAUGGAAAUUGUGACGGGCUGUGAAAAGAAGGAUCCACUUUGUUUGCAUAUUCUCGCGGAAAAUGCCAGACAUCUUGCGAAACGUAUUAUAGUCCUCUCAAAGAAGACUCAUAACGACAUUAAAUUAGUUCACGGUGGAUUGAAGAUUGUCUGUAUCGGAUCAGUUUGGAAAUCAUGGGAUUUUAUGAAGGAUGCUUUCCUGGAUAAAAUUCACGAAUCUCGAACUUUGGAUGAAUUAACUUUGAUUCGUUUAAUAACAUCAUCUGCAAUAGGUGCCUGUUAUUUAGCCGCCGAAAAGAUCAACUGGCUAUUCACAAAACCUUAUGAAAAUAACAUCGAAAUAUUCCAUCACUAUGUACGUAAUAAUUAUGUAAAACCGGAAGCAACGAAAGAUAUAACGGAACAUGAAAAAUAUGUUCUUUGUCGUAACUAGAAAUUAAUAUAAA